Molecule: messenger RNA, 699 nt
Organism: Scutellospora calospora
Lineage: Eukaryota; Fungi; Glomeromycota; Glomeromycetes; Diversisporales; Gigasporaceae
Source: the annotation of a GenBank genome assembly
AUGCUGAAAGUAGGUGUUGAUCAAAAAACUUGGCUUAAAUUAGAAAAACUAGGUUCAUUGGUCGGUAGUCUUCCUCGAUAUCCAUUGCAAAAUCAACUUCUUGGGUUACCUCUUUCUUUAAUGCCUGAGGAGGAAUUUGAAAAAAAAAAAUCUGAAAAUGAGUCUCAACAAUUGCAUGAUUAUUUACGUUUUAUACAAGAGAAGAGAAAUAAGUUCAAACCUUUGAAGAAAGAUAGUUCUUCAAGUGACGCUCUCGAAAAGGAUAUAAGUCAUUCAAACUCUGAGUUUCAAAAUCAUGAAUCUUCUUUAAUUAAAACUUUCGCACCAACCAUCACUAUCAAAACCUCUUCUUCCUCAUAUGAAUGGUACAAUGAUAAAGAUUAUUGCUUUAGUUCCCUAGAGUUAGCUAGACUUGCUGGAUUAUGGACAUGGCCAUCAACACCUAAAGAAGAAUACAAAUUUAAGGUUUAUUGUGAUCUUUGGAAUCGCGGUUAUUUUAUCACAAACGGUAUCAAAUUCGGUGGCGAUUAUUUGUUAUAUCCAGGUGAUCCACUUCGUUAUCAUAGUCAUUUUAUAGCAUCAAUUAUUGAUAUGGAUAAGUCAAUAUCUCCCAUGGAUAUUAUUACUUUUGGCCGGUUAGGAACAGCUGUUAAAAAGUCUUACAUGUUAUGUUCAUGGAAUUCAAAUAAGAAUGAAGCC